AUGAGUUGGGUUAUUGCACAAGACUUAGUCAGUGUUGCUAGGUGGGUCUCUGUGGGUAUUAUCUGCUGUUGGUUGACUCAGGAUGCUGUCGCUGGGGAUGCUAUAGGUACCAAUCCGUUCCAGAAAGGUUGUCUUUACGCCAAAGGAGUCACAUCCAAGAUCAGGGUAUGCGGCUCAGAUGAUCCUCCUGAAGUUGUGGGAGUAGAUUGCCGUGUCCCUCUCGUACAGUACGAUGAAAUCAGAAUCCAACCGGGAAACUGGGAAUCUCCCAUGCUUAUCACAUGGAUCCUCCAAGUCCUUCUGUCUGAGAUGCUGGAUGUGCCGACUUCCAUUGAAAUGAGAGCUGCCAAUAGUCCGCCUCUUAGCAUGUAUCAGCCCAACAACUCCCUGCAUUUUCCUCCUGGUGCUUUUGAUUACAAAACCUUCGAAAAGGCAUAUGAACUAAAGGGAGACUGCAGCAAGGCGGACAGGUCACAAGACAACUACCAAGAGUGUGCCAAUUUCUUCCCUGAGGCCUGGAACCUUCAAGACAAUGAAAAAGCCAACCAAGCCAUUUACCAUGACCACAUUGAGCCACCACAGAGCCUUGGCAUCAUUGGUCAAAACGCUUGGUUUGUGCCAAAGUUCACGGCAUCCAGAGAGUCCACCGUGCUAGACUACAGGGGUCUACAAGGACCCGAAAACAGACAAAAACUUGCGGGACGCUUUCACAGACCAACCACCUGGAAAGACUACUGCAAUCAGGUGUCCUCCAAUGGAUGCAACAGUCCCGACAAUGUAGCGUCUAGACCACCACAAAAUCAAGCUGAAGAGCAACAGUUCUUUCACUUUCACAGUGGUGGCAUCUACACAGGACACUUUCGACCAACCGACAAGAACAAUUGCACCUUACAUCCAGACUCCUGCACGGGAUUCUUUGCGGACUAUCCUUGUAGCUGGGGCAGUCCAGUUGCCACACAGCUGUACAAUCUGGAUAUUGCUCUGGAUGUCGAUUUGGAUGUUCAUCCAGAGGGUCUCACACAUGCCCAGUUGACCCAAAUAUGGAGGGCGGCUAACGCCACCAAGUCGGACAUGAUUGGAUAUUGGUGGCAUCCGGAUGUAUUUCCAUCUGAAUUCCUGGCUUCUCCUGCGGAAUUCACCCACGUCAGCAUGCCUCCGCCAUCAGUGGCGUGCUUGGGAGUCCACGACGACAUCAAACGUUUACACUGUGACGAGGAUCCAAAGAAACGAAUUGGGUCGGCACUCGCUGUUUGUGAAGACCCUCCCGUCCUACUCUCCAAGCUCUUGAGCACAACCAUUUUUGACAGCAUCAAGGAUCCCACUCUAGCACAAGAGAUCGUUUCUCCUAGUCAUUCCGCAUUGGCAAACUACCGAAUGUCCAACAUUCAACUGGACGAAAUCUUCUUUAUCUGGAAUCAACGGGGUGAUGCCCGGGAAGCCGUUUGUGAGUGGAUUGUCGACAACAUGGACCAUUUGGAGGAACUAAUCCCACGGACGUACCCAAGAGCAUUCCAAAAGAAGGAUCAUGCCCCACUCAUGUACGCAUCUACUCUCCUGGGUGCCGUGGUGGUUGUAUUGGUUUUGGUGACUCUUUUCUUGGUGCACCGAAAUCAGAACCGCCGUUCUGUCAAGUAUUCACAGAUUGAGUUCCUGGUCUUGUUGCUGGUUGGGUCGCUUUUUAUUGGCGUGGGGGCCAUUGUCAUUGGAAUCCCUUCCACGAAUGCCUCCUGCAUUGUCGAGGUGUGGUUGAUCAACAUUGGGUAUACACUGGAACUGGUUCCUCUGAUUGUCAAAGUGGCUGCGGUGAACCAUAUCAUGAGCGUUGGCAAGAAAAUGCGCCGAUCUCGGCUCGAUCGACGUUACUUGUUUGGUGUUGUGGCAACAAUCUGCACCCUAGUGGUCAUCUUUCUCAUUUUGUGGUCCUCACUGGAUACGCCCAAAGUAGUGCAGGAAUACGAACUGACAGAAACCAAAAAUGAAGAUGGGGAAACGAUAGUGUGGGUAUUGGAUGUUUGCGGCUCCGAGUCCAAUGCUUGGGUAAUCAUCAGCGUUGGGUGGAAUGCACUGCUCUUGCUAUGUACAACAACCUUGGCUGUGCAGAUGAGGAAAGUGGGCAUGGAAGGCUUUCGUGAGACAGGAACACUAGCUCUGCUUGUGUACUCCCAUUCUGUCUUUGUUGUCCUUCGGCUCUUUACCUACCUCCUGCCAUCGGUGAUGAAGGAAUAUUUCCUGUCCUACUGCCGCAGCUUUCUGUUCAGUGUGGACACCCUUUCCACCCUUGUCAUCUAUUUUAUCCCUAAGUUGUUUGGUGAGGAUAUUCAACCCCGAAGGUCAUCGAUUAGCAGUACUUCACUGCCAGCACAAUGGGCUGCCAAUCUCAGUGACAACAAUGCACCCUCAUGGAUUCAGCAACAACCGGUAGAGGUAGAGGAAAGGAUAAGGCUUCUAGAGAAACAGAAUGAAACCCUGGAAAAAGAGAAUGCCCUCUUACAGCGAAACCAAGCCCCUGAUGUCAAGAUGUCGACUGAAGAAUCAAGUCAAUAG
Molecule: messenger RNA, 2544 nt
Organism: Seminavis robusta
Lineage: Eukaryota; Bacillariophyta; Bacillariophyceae; Naviculales; Naviculaceae
Source: the annotation of a GenBank genome assembly